ACGUCGAAGUCCAAGACUUAGUAUCAAUCAAUUGAAGAAAAGGCAUGCUUCUAUAGACCUUGGUGAGAAAGAUAAUUCUCCAAUACUGGACAAUAUGCGUAGGGUUCCAGGGGCUGAACCUAACACUAAUGUUCCGGUUUCACAAAAUGUUGAUGAUCGUGUCACCCCUCUAAAGAGAUUGAUCGAGAAUGAGAGAGCUGUGAUGAAGAAAAUUAGUGAGCGGCAUGGAGCAUCACAGGAAAAAAUUGAGUGUGCGGGGCUAAACACAACACCUCAACAAAAAACAAAAUCAAAUGAGGGGCAACGAAAGAAGGCCAGAACAGAAAAGGUUAGUGAAGAAGAUCAGGGUGUUGAAGGUAACGAAGGACCUAGGGGGGGGAAUUUUUCAAAGGGUAACAAGUCAAAAAAAGAAGGUGAGAGGAACAAUACGAGGGAUGUUGUCAGGAGCACAGUUAAGGGUAAAAAGGUCAGAUCAUACGAGGGAUAUUUAGAGAAAAAGUUUACGCCAGCGAUUAUGAACGCUGUGCUAUUAAACUUAUCAGCAGCGCAGAAAAAAUGGGUUAAGGCAACAGGUUUCGGAUGGAUGUUAGAAUUUCAGAUGCUCUGUUAUGUGCACAGACUUAGUUAUAAUAUAGUGGAUGCAUUUGAUAGCCAGGACUGCUCACUUAACCUAUCAGCCGGGAGAGUUAAGAUUAAUGAGAUGGUCGUUCAUAAUGUUCUAGGCCUACCGAAUGGAUCUGAGGAGAUCCAAUUAAUUGGAGCAGAACGUAUUGAUGAUAGUUGGGAUGAUCAAUAUGAAAGCACACAAAUAACACCCUCCAUGGUGAAACGCGAGAUCCUACGCAGUCGACGGGCUGACAACAAUUUCAAAUGGAAUUUUUUGAUUUUGAUGUACAAUUUCUUCUUCGAGGCAAACCAGAACAGUAAUCUGACACGUAAAAUCCUUCGAUUCAGCGGGGAUAUUGAUCGAUGCAAGGACUAUAAUUGGUGUCAAUUAUUAAUUGCAAAAUUGAGGACAACACAUGCAUAUUGGGCAGAGCUGAAAAAGAGGAAAUUCAGUGGGCCACUUCCUUUUCUUAUUUAUUUGUAUGUGAGUGCGGUGAAGAACGAGGGAACGACGUACGCACAUCUCACAUUUCCCACCUUCAAGGCGUGGUCAGACCUGCUACUACGUGAAAGACAAGCUCACGAGGCGAAAACAAACAGCUUUGGAAAGGGUGUCAUCAUCGAUAUUUCGGGAACUAUUGAGGAAGCGGAGGACGUGCCAUCACAAGCUAAGACCCGACAAGAAAAUGAGGUCACUACGAAACAGACUAGUACAUACGGGUCUACGCAGAACAUCGCUGAAAGUAAUAUGGAGACUCUUGCCCCAUUGGAUGACGAGAUAAUUGAGGACUCCGUUGAUUACGAGUAUGGGGUAACAGCAGAAAUACAAGAGACCGCACAAGGUGGUCAGGAUAUGGGAGAGCAUGAAAAGGCUGAAUUAGGAUUAAUGCAUGACAACAAUAGGGAUAGCACGAUGGGUGUGUUGAAUGAAGAGGAAAUAGAAGCAACAGUGAUGGACAAAAGCAUGUAUACUAUGACAUAUGAGAAUAAUAAGGAAGGACAGGAGCAGAGCACACAGAAACGUGUGGACGAUGAGAUAGACAAGCAUUUUGCAGAGGAGCCAUAUAUGGAUGGAUUUGAGAAGAACAUGGAGGAAUUUGAUGUGAUAUUCAAAAAGUGUAUGACCAAUUUUAUUGAUGCAUUUGCUCUAUAUCCAAACAAUGGGAAAUUGGAGGAGUUGAAGCGAAAAUAUGCGUUGUAUUUCAAGAUAUUUGAAGAUUCAAGUCCAAUUACAAAGAGUUUGUAUUCUGCACAAUGCUCCGGGAAAAAAACCAAAACACGUCUUGAGGACGAAGAUGAGCGCUGCAUCCCCAGCUACUCCCUAGGUCUGACUCAAAUGGAGCCUCAAAAUUUAGGUUCUGAACUUGAUGUGAGGAUGAAUAAAAAGGUUGACAAGAAAGGUGAAGACAAAGGGAAGACAACCAAAGCCGAUAGGGCAGAGCUUGAUAAUGCAAGACCCAAGCGUGGAAAAUUUCCAAGUGCCAUUUGUAGAUCUCCAUAUGUGAGCAGAAUAGUGGAUAUCAGUGGCUACAACAUAACAGUGGAAGCAAGAAACAUUUGGGAUUGGCUCUUUUCGAACAAACGUGACAAAGGUGACUAUUUGUUCCAGUGGAAAGGCAGGGGUUGCACAAAAGCUCAUAUGCGUUCGCUAGGGGAGAACAAGAUGGUGGAAACAAUAGUGAUUGAUAGCUGGACUUGCAUAUUAAAUGAAAACGAGAUCCUCAGAGCAGACACAUCACCUUUGAGACUUUUCUUGACCACCGAGACUACAUACGGUCCUAUGCAAAUGGAAAUAGGAGAAAAUGAUUCGAAUGCUAAACUUAACCGUCAAAUGGCUUUCGACGAUAAUAUGGAGGUUGUAUGGCAGAUGGUUAAUGAAAUCCAUAACAAGCAGUACGAUAUCACAGAUUUUGAGUUGUUGUUGUUCCCGGUGUAUAAUGCUGCACAUCAUUACAUUAUAUGCUACAACAUACAUACACCUCGUUGGGAAGUGUUGGAUAACAGAGUCCAAACUUUGAGUUUCAGUGAUACUUAUGGUGAUUUGCCAUGGCGUCUGCAUGAAUGUUUUUGCCAUUUCCUCGAGUGCUACAAUAUUCCAAAGUAUUCACAAUUGGUUAGGUUACAGCCAGAAGUUGUGUCUAUGGAAUGGCAGAGCAUGGACAACAAUAUUGAUUGCGGCGUUUUCGUGAUGAGACAUUUAGAAACUUAUAUGGGUAACAUAUUCAAGUGGAAGUCCGGAUUGCGUCGUGAGCGGGAGAAUCAGAAGCUGUUGUUGAACAAGCUUCGAGUGAUAUAUUGUCAUCAGCUAUUGUCGUGGGUGGAGAAUGAAAAAAGGAAGAAUGUUGUGGAGAGCGUGGCAACUUACAUGCGAGGGAAAUUAAUGCAAAAGUGAUUUUGUAAUAGGAAUUUAGCAGACUUAAGUUGCGUAUUUUAUGUUUGAAUUAAUUGAAUUUGUUAGUGUGUUGGUUGGUGAAACGAUUCGUAUUUGAUCUUAAUCUAUUAGAACUAUGUAUGUUCAGAACAUAUAUUUUGCUAGCUAUGAAUUCUAAACUG
Molecule: messenger RNA, 3159 nt
Organism: Daucus carota subsp. sativus
Lineage: Eukaryota; Viridiplantae; Streptophyta; Magnoliopsida; Apiales; Apiaceae
Exons: 13
Coding region: 95-2998 (967 amino acids)
Source: RefSeq, a predicted model, not a curated record